Dreissena polymorpha is the source of this 9978-nucleotide messenger RNA. RefSeq names its product ras GTPase-activating protein 1-like. Gene Ontology annotation, biological process: regulation of GTPase activity. The coding region runs from base 115 to 2889 and encodes 924 amino acids. Gene Ontology annotation, molecular function: protein binding. The record is from RefSeq and is a predicted model, not a curated record. NCBI's taxonomy places the organism in Eukaryota, Metazoa, Mollusca, Bivalvia, Myida, Dreissenidae. The transcript is spliced from 24 exons.
CACAUAACUGAUGCAAAUGGACACAUGCAAGACGCGGGAUGUAAACACUAGCAUGUAGACACAUAGAUAAGCGUCGGAACUCUAUCCACAGCAGUAGCCUUUCCGCAAGAAAAUAUGGCCGACAACAACAAGGGCGACCAAGUUGCACCUGGCGAAAAUACGGAAGAUGCGGCUGCUUCAGAGCAUGUUGACGAAGAAGAUCCGGUGUCAGAAAGUCCGGAGAUAGAAGUUGUACCACCAUUGAAAGCUCCACCGGAAAAUCAGUGGUAUCAUGGUCGUCUGGACCGUCAGACUGCAGAGCGCCGACUCUUGAUGCGUGAGACCCUGGGCGACUAUCUCAUCCGAGAAAGUGAGAGCAAACUGGGCAGCUAUGUGCUCUCGUACUAUGGGAAGACUGGAAUUAAUCAUUUCAGGAUCACAGCCAUGUCUGGUGAUUUCUACAUCGGGGGUCGCCAGUUUGACACGCUGUCAGAUCUUAUUGGCUACUACACCUCAGUAUCCUACCUUCUUAAAGGGGAACAGCUAGUCACACCAGUUCCACCACCAGAGCCUGUAGAUGACCGAAGGAGGGUGAUAGCUGUUUUUCCUUAUUGCAAGAUGCAAGAUACAGAUGAACUUAGCUUUGAGAAGGGGGACAUAUUCGUGGUAAAUAAUGAGAUGGGUGAUGGCUGGCUGUGGGUGUGGUCACAAAGGACUGGGGAGGAGGGACAGGUGUACGAGGAACUUGUCGAGGAUCUGAAUGGAAACAUAGACCCAGUGGAGAGCCUGCCAUACUUUCAUCCAAACAUCACCAAAGAUGAAGCAGUAAAAAAACUGAGACUAGCUGGUGCGGACAGUUUCCUGGUGCGUCCAAGUGACAUCUCGCCAGAGAACUACACACUGUUCUUUUUGACCCUUGGUAAACAACAUGAUUAUGUUGUUCAGCGCUUCAAGAUGGAGAAGGCUGGACGACAGCUUGUCAUGGGCGGCAGAUACUUCGAUGAUAUGGAUGCCAUCAUUCGUCGCUAUCAAAAGGAGGAAAUAGUUGAGGGACACACUCUAGUCACACCUGUCAACAAGGACACGGCAGAUCUGCCGCUGAAAUGGCCUAUUCUCAAACAGUUGGAGCACCAGAACUCUGCAGAGGACAUCUACGCCAGCAUCCGACUGAGCACCGGGCCCAACAGACUCAUGGGCCGCCAGGACCGCAUCGAGCGCACUGGAUAUAUACAGAAGAAAAGCAAUAAAAACAAAAGGUGGAAGAGCUUCUAUUUCAUCCUCAACGGCAGCAACAGAGAACUUUGCUUCUUUGAAAAUGAGAAGCGCUCUAAAUCAAAAGGCUUGAUAGACUUGAACUACAGUGAGUUGUAUCCAGUGGAUGAUAGCUUCUUUGGCAGGCCCAACUGCUUUCAGCUGGUCACCAAUGCCUUGCAGCAUUACCAGAUCUACUACCUGUGUGCUGACAACGCUGACCUGGCAACGACGUGGAUCAACAGUCUGAAGGAGCACUGUGUGAACACCCAGAUGACACGCAUCCAGAAGCGCUCCACGGUCCUCAAGGAGCUGCGCAGCCUGUCAGUGCAGGUUAAAGAGUGUCGCAACAUGCCCACCAAGGUCCUCUCACACCCGUACUGCGUGAUCACACUGAACAACGUAAAGGUGUGCCGCACCCACGACCUUUCUGAUCUCAACAACCUUUACUGGGGAGCAGAGUUCACACUCGAUGAUAUUCCUGGUGAUGUAAGCUUCUUUGCCGUGAAGAUUUUUAACACAAGACGAUCCAAAGACCCUGAAAUAGCGAGUGUGACGAUACCGCUGCUAGACUUUGACAAUGGGAAGCUGGUGGACGAGUGGUACACGCUGACCCCCUACGCCCCUACUGCAUCCAGGGACAUGGGCUCUGUGAGACUGUGUACCCGAUACAUCCACCAAGUCAUCAUGCCCAUUGAGCAGUACACCAGUCUCAGGACUUUGAUUCUCAAUGAUUUCGGGAAUAUUCUCAACCUGGCUAACGUGUGUGAGAGUGAUCGAGUUUCGCUGGCGAAGGCACUACUCAAUUUAUUUCGACAUGAACGUCAAGUUAGCAUUCUCUUGAAAAACAUCAAUGACUACUACAUAGCCAAAGAAGAUAGUGUGUCGACUCUGUUUCGCGGUACGACACUGGCCACUACGUUGAUGGACCAGUACAUGAAGAUGGUGUGUACAGAGUUCGUGCAGGAGGCACUCAGGUCUCCGGUCUGCAAGAUCUGUGAGAGCAGACUCAACUGUGAGAUAAACCCACAAUUACUGGACAAUCAUUCAGAGCUCCAUGGCAACACAGAACACUUCCUGGACUUCCUUAAGGACAUUGUGGAGAGCAUUUUCAAGUCAGCAGAAAAAUGUCCUAGGGUAUUACGGUACAUAUUUGGGAGUUUGCAGAGAACAGUCUCAGCAAAAUGGCCUGAUGAAGAAGGUGUGAAAACCAGGGUAGUCAGUGGGUUUGUGUUCUUACGUCUGCUCUGUCCGGCAAUAAUCAACCCAAAGUCAUUCAACCUGGUCACAGAUACUCCCUCAGAGACAGCCAUUCGGACGUUAAAGCUCAUAGCCAAAGUCCUCCAGACCCUGGCAAACCUUAUGGAAUGUAAGGAGACGUUCUUGACGGUUGUUAACCUCUUCAUUAAGAACCACAAGGCCCGUAUGGUAGACUUCCUGAAUCAGCUCUCUAUAACUGAGGCCUGCGUGGAGGUCCAUGAUGCUGCCAUUGGGGAUCUGUCCCGUGACUUGGCCACCAUACACCAGCUGUGUGCCACUCACCUAGAGGAUCUCAGGCGCCUUUCAGACUCACAGUCUCAGAACAACCUGAAGAAAUUGAUAGCAGUGACUGACAUUGCUACAAAUCAUAAAAAGCAAUACAUGGGAGACAAUACUUGAUGCAGCAUUUGUCUCCCUUGUAGCAAGUCUCUCAAUGUCAUGCUCCAGGAGUCCUCAUAAAUGACCUGGCAGCAUGACCUUUGACCUGUCUCAAUGUACACUGACCUCUAGCUGACCUCUGCAAUAUUCGCUAACCUAGGACUUGUACUAUGGUGUCCUGUCUGAGAGACCUAUCUAUUAAUUGUUAAGUCUGACCUGGUCCUUUAUGGAGUCUAAUGUGGUCUGUGUUGAGUCUGACCUUCUUUGCUGAGUCUGACCUCAUCCUGUGUUGAGUUUGACCUGGUUAUGUGUUGAGUCUAGCCUGGUUAUCAGUUGAUUCUGACCUGGUCCUGUGUUGAGUCUGACCUAAUUAUGUGAUUAGUCUGACCUGGCACUGAGUUGAGUCUGACCUGGUACGUUGUUGAGUCUGACCUGGCACUACAUAGAGUCUGACUUGGUACAGUGAUGGAUAUGACCUGGCCAUACAUUGAGUCUGACCUUGGCAUUGUAUGCACAAAGGUCAGUGUCUCUUGCAUAUACUGGUUGAUAACUUUCUGGGGGGGAACUUCAGCGUUCAUAGAACAAACCAAGAUGGGACCCCAGACAGGUUUUCAACCAUUAUUCAUAAUUUUUGGGCUACUUGCCUGCAUAAUGAUUAUUUUAAAUGCUUAAUAAUGUGUUGUGGGCUGUGUUAUUAUUUAAACCAAAGCAAAUUGGCAGCUGAAAUAUGUGAUGAAGGCCAGCAUUCUCUAACUAGAUAUUUGGUAAAUAUCAAAAACUUUCUUGACAAAACGUUUUAAUCAUAUUUGCACAAAGCCCAUUCAGGUGAACACAGACUUAUUUUAAGGAUAUAAAAUGAUUUGAGAUGGUUUGUACAGCAACUUGAUAACUAAUUACCCUCUCCUGUUCACUGAAAGUGAGGACCUAGUCUCCACAAAAUUGUUUGAGAAAGAUGUCUACCUCUUGUUUGUAUUAUGUACUUGUUUCAUGUUGGUGCUAACUGCAAAACAAUCAUAAAUGUUGGAUGACAACUUGACUUUCAUAACUGCAUAUUGUUGUUCAUUAUUAAUGUUCAUUAUAAUCUGAAACAUAAUAUUUGAGCCUGGCUCUUGGAAAAUAGGACUUAAUGCAUGUGCAUUAGUCCCAGAUUAUCAGUACAGGACUUAAUGCAUGUGCAGUAGUCCCAGAUUAUCAGUACAGGACUUAAUGCAUGUGCAGUAGUCCCAGAUUAUCAGUACAGGACUUAAUGCAUGUGCAGUAGUCCCAGAUUAUCAGUACAGGACUAAAUGCAUGUGCAUUAGUCCCAGAUUAUCAGUACAGGACUUAAUGCAUGUGCAGUAGUCCCAGAUUAUCAGUACAGGACUUAAUGCAUGUGCAGUAGUCCCAGAUUAUCAGUACAGGACUUAAUGCAUGUGCAUUAGUCCCAGAUUAUCAGUACAGGACUAAAUGCAUGUGCAUUAGUCCCAGAUUAUCAGUACAGGACUUAAUGCAUGUGCAUUAGUCCCAGAUUAUCAGUACAGGACUUAAUGCAUGUGCAUUAGUCCCAGAUUAUCAGUACAGGACUUAAUGCAUGUGCAGUAGUCCCAGAUUAUCAGUACAGGACUUAAUGCAUGUGCAGUAGUCCCAGAUUAUCAGUACAGGACUUAAUGCAUGUGCAGUAGUCCCAGAUUAUCAGUACAGGACUUAAUGCAUGUGCAUUAGUCCCAGAUUAUCAGUACAGGACUUAAUGCAUGUGCAGUAGUCCCAGAUUAUCAGUACAGGACUAAAUGCAUGUGCAGUAGUCCCAGAUUAUCAGUACAGGACUAAAUGCAUGUGCAGUAGUCCCAGAUAUUCAGUACAGGACUUAAUGCAUGUGCAGUAGUCCCAGAUUAUCAGUACAGUCCGCACAGGCCUAUCAGGGACGACACUUUCCAUGAUUCUGUUUGUUGUUUUAAGGAAUUUUUCUUAACGAAAAUCCAAUUGAGGCAAAAAGGUUUGUCACUGAUUAGUCUGCGCAGACUGCACAGGCUGAUCUGGGACGACACGUUAUGCACAUGCAUUAAGCCCGACUUUUUUAGAGUGCGGCUCAUGUUUAGCAGCUUUUGCAAAACUUGGUUAAGAUAUUGAACCAUUUGUUUUGACGUAUAUUAAUUAAAAUUGAAGCAUGACAAAUGCACAUUUUUUUGUUGUUAAAUAGCAAACAAAAACAUCUGAGAUAGUAGUUAAAACCACAUAAUAUAGUUGACAGUGAUAGCAGAAUUUGUUGUCAAGUCAUGUUUAAAUCAAAAUAAAUAUAUGUCUAUAAUUUAUUAUAUAUUGAUAAGCAAUUCACUUUGUGGUUAACAAAUAAAUAUAUUUCACCAUUUGCACUCCAAAUAAUCAGUGUUUAUGCCCCCUUGGUAGGCAUUAAGCAUUGCAUUUGUCCACCCAUCAGUUUUGUCCGUUGAUCCCAAAGCUUGGAUUUUCGCUCAAACUUUGACUGUUGAAAAAAAAGGUAUAGAUGAUCUUAAAGAAAGGAAUGUUGGAUGCUGCAAGUAAUGGAAGAAUAAUUGCCAUUUGUCAAAUUUUUAAUUUUUAAAUAUAUAAUACCAAUUUUUUUUUGUUUUCAGUUCCUCUUGAUUAUCUAGAUUUCAGUCAAUCUUUCUUAGCUGAAUGAUCUUAAUGAGAAGAUGAUCAAUAAGGACUUUAGGCUGAGACCAGGUUAAGCUUAGUUACAGCUCAUUGUCUUUUUGUAAAUUGUAGAAGUUUUACUGCGACACAUUUGAGGUUUUGUAAGACUUUGUUCUAAUAGCAAAAAAAAUACUUGUCAGGUUUACACCAUUUCUAUGUUAGCUUUCCUAGCAACUUGAAGAUUCUACAGCUAUUACCAAAGGUGCCCUUAUAUGCCAUAAAGUCAUCCCUCCAUCAAACCAUGUUUGCUUCAUGUACUUGUAGCACUUGUAGCAAACAAUUCAUUCUUGUUUCAGUGUAUUAUUACCACUUCAUUUUGAGUUGAUGCAAUCUUAUUGUAUUAAUCUGCUGCAUAAUUACAGUAUGUUGUCUCAAAGCAUAAUUGUUUUUGCUUCUGAAGCAUUUUGUUGCAUGCAUUUUAACAUGUGUUUUAACAAACCAGGGCAUAUUUUCGUUCACAUCCCCCUCCACCUGCUAGCCUAAAGUGUAUAUUUUUGCUCAAAUUUUGCAAAAUAAAAAAAUGCUUCCCUCGAAUAAAUAAUAAUACAAAAUCAUAUAUUAUUUAUUUUAGUUAAUAUCAGUAAUGCAAAUAUUUUAAUGCUUUCACAGCUGUGGAAGUGUUUAUGUAGAAUUAAGAUAUUGAUUUAAAUAUUAAACAAAUUAUUUAAUUACCUCAAGGCAAUACAUUUAAAAAUUCCCACCUUAAACGUCUCUUGCCCAAUGCCCAAGGAAACGGCCCAGACCCAAUUCCCCAAUGAGUCAGAAUAUGCCCUGCAUACUUUGGUCUUGAAAGCAAGAGGUAAAAAUGUUAAUUAUAUUUUUCAUAUUUUUGUUAUUGUUAAUUUUCAUUGUUUAAGGGCAUUAUCACUGACACAACAUGUACCUGACUGUGUAUAGACCCACUGGUUCAAAAUGAAUGUGCACUUUUGGACAAUUGGCUUUAUGCAUUACCAUAAAGUGUUGGACAAUUGGCUUUAUGCAUUACCAUAAAGUGUUGCCCCAAGUUAACCUGAGAUAUACGUACAGGGUUAUCUGGUAUGACAUGUUCCGCUGCCAUGGCAUUGUUUGUUGACUGGAAGUCUCUUUUAAAUAUAAAUCCAGCCUGGACAGACUAAUCAGAGACGAUACAUUCUAGUUAGAUUGGAUUUUCGUUUAGAAGAGACUUUCUUUGCACGAUAAACUCUUUGAAAGCGGAAACGUUAUUAAUCUAACCUAUAACUAUAAACUGGUAUUGGCACUCGAGGUCAUAGUUUGUGUUAUUGAUUAGUCCCACAGUCAUGUUGCUUUUCAGACAUUAUGUUUAAAUGCAUCCAUGCAUUAUAAUUUUUUUCGGCUGUGAUUUAUUUAAGUAAACAAUGGCAGAUUUUGUUCUUUGCUUACAGAAAAAUUGGCCCAUGUUAGAAUAAUUUUGUACAGAUAAUGCCAGUAUUGUAAAAUAGUUGUAAACAAUUAUUUAUUACCAGUUUCAUUCAGCUCUAACAUGUAUUACACAUACAGUAAUAUGUGUGUUGUUUCCAUUAUCAUCAAGAGUUCUUACCAUAAGUUUGUGCAAUUUGUUGAUCAUGUAAAUGCAAUGUCUGAACAAAUGUUUUUGGACUCAAACUGCACAUGUGUGAAUUCCAUGACAUAUGUAUUUAUAUCAAUGUAUGACUGACAAAACAAUCUUUAAAGCUUGAUUCAUGGCUGAGUCUGGUUUGUUUAUAGAAGCACCAAAUGGGCUUGUCUCUUGAAAAACUGGGCAUAAUGCAUGUGCAAAAAGAAUCGUCUCAGAUUAUAAGAAGUUUCAAAUGUCAUCCUUGAUUAGUCAGUGCAGAUUUGUUCAAUGGAAGUCUCUUCUAAAGAAUAUUCAUUUAGUCAAGGUAGAAAGUAUUGUCCCUGAUAUCCCUAUGCGCACUGCUAAUCUGGACCAAUACUUUAAGAAUAAGCAUCCAGCAUGGUUUUCCAAGAGACUGGCUACAAAAUAUAAGGCUUGGGCAUUGUUUCCUUCUCUGCACAGCUUAAAUCUGUUUUAAUUUGGAUUUUCAUUUGAAUCCCUAUUAUUUUGACUAUGCUCAUGAGCUUUUCUAAUAUAUAAUGCAACAGAAAAUUAUAUCGCAACUUAUGUGGCAAAAUCAUUGAUUAAGAAAAUCCAAAUAUGUUUUUGUUUUGGAAAAUUGAAUUGUAAUUAUUGGUACAUUUUUGGUAAAUAAAGAUAUUUUAACGACUCCUGUCUAUUUCUGACCCUUCGUUUUGUAUUUAGUAUAAAAUCUUGAAAACAAUAUAGAUGAUUGAAAUUAAGAAACCAAUACAAAUGGUUUUUAGUUAAUUUUGGGUUUUACAAACUCAUGGUCAAACACUGUGUUCCAUCAUAUUUUUGAUGUAGCUUGCAUUUCCAUCUUCAAUCUUGUACAAUUGUCCAAGUGCCUGUUGUUCAUGAACUUGUAAGUUGGUUUGGAUGUUAAUCACUGUUGUAUGUUAGAAUUUAAUGCUGGUGUUGUAGAUCAAAAAUGUAUCUAUUGGGUAAUUUUAUGUUAGUUUGUGCGAGUUUUUUUUCUCAUGCACUUGGCUUAAUGAAUUUAACAAGCAGUCUUUAUAGAUCUUGGCGUUUAUUAAUCACUACUAAAGUGUUAGUCUCAAGUGAUUUUGAAACAAGUUUAUGAUACAAGCAGUUCUUGAUGCUGGAUAUAGUUUACUAACCUGCUAAUGUGAUAUGUCUACACUUAUGGCCUUAAGCAAGAUUACACAAAAAAGGUUUCGAGUCACUGCCUCUAAUGGGUAGACAUUCUGAUGGACUUUUUAUCUAUGUUGAUCUGCAUCAUAGUUUUGAAGACAUGCAAUUUGACACAAACACAUUUUGACCAUAAUGUUCAUGCAUAAUGUUUAUAGGCCUUUGUCAAUUAUAGUUAUGGUUACAUGUUUUAUUAUCAUAAUUAUGUUAACAUGUUUUAUAAACAUAAUUAAGGAAACAUGUUCUGUAAUAAUAAUUAUGGUAACAUGUUUUGUAAUAAUAUUCAUGGAAUCAUGUUUUAUAAUCAUAAUUAUAGUUUUAUAGCUAAUUAAAAAUCUUCAGAAUUCAUUUUUUCACAAAUAUAUAUUGGCUAGGUAACACAAAAAUUACACUUUUUUAGAUGGACUUUUAACCAAAUAGUCCAAGCCAUACUACUCGCCCAAAUGUUGACAUUGGCAUAAUUCUCUGAUAAAUUAAGGUAAACAUGCAUGUUUCCAUAUCACUUGUUCUGUUACAGGUAUUCAAACUUCUCACAUGUGUUUGGCCAUAUUAUGGGGUCACUGAUCAAGUUUUUUUAACUCUGUAGUGCAAUUCAGCAGAAUAAUGCCCCUUUUUUGCAGAUUACAAUUAGGUAGAAUGAAAGUGCAACAUCUGCAUAUCAAAUGUUUUUACUAAUUUAAAAGUCCAAUUGUAACAAGUGUGUUUGGAGUUCUUGUGAUUUUCUUUACAUUGCAGAGUGUAUGUUGAUUUCAUGUUGGCAAGGAAUUUGAUAUGAUGCCAAUACCAUAUAGGAUACUGUUGAUACAAAUAUAAAAAUAAGUUUCUGCUCAAUAACUGUAGAUGGGGGUAUUUUUCUGUUAUUUUUUUAGUAGGGUACAUGCAGACAUGUUUUGGGCUUGCAUUUGGGUCGAGUGGGAUCAAAAGCAUUCUUACUAAAAAAUGCAAGUUGGACAUGUGUUACUAAAAAAAGGUCUCUGAUCAAUUACUUUAGUCUAGAUGAAGAUAUUUUGCUGUAAUUGACUGUAUAGAUAGCUUAUAUUUAAAUCUUGCUUGCAAAGUUAAUAAAGUUCACCUUUAGUAAUUGGUAAACAUUUGAAAAUCUAAUUUAUUGGCAUGGUAACAUUUCUUGUUUUAUUUAUGAAUGUACAUCUUUUAGUUUACAUAUACUUAAUACAAAACUAAUACUCAACCCUUUCCCACUCAAAGGCAAAGUGAAAAUGGCAUUGUGCAAACAGCAUAAAGCCAGAACAGCCUGCAAGUAACUCGCAGUCUGUUCAGGUUUUAUGCUGUUUGCUGCUCAUCAGUAUCUAAGUGUUGAAAAAUGAAACCAUUAAAAAUUGAGUCUAGUAAGAAAGUUAUUUAAUUAAAUGUAAAUUUCAAAGGGACUGCAAAUGCGUUAAAAUAUGUUUCUGAGUGGUAAAGCGUUAAAAUAAGUCCUUGUCUUUGUGUACAUUAGCUGACUUAACAGAAAACAUAGAUGGUACUAUAAGAGCGAAAGAAUAGUCAAGGGCGCUGUCUUGGGUCAGCUCUAUGCUUGAAAAUUAUACAAUUUUGCAUAAAUAUGCAACAAAGCAUGUUUAACAAGACAGACAAAUAACUGUGGAAUGAUGUGCAGAUGUAAAUGAUGUUCUGUUAGAAAUUUGUAAUUUGUUGUUACCUAUGAAUGUAUUUUUUACGUUUUCUUUUUACAUGUAGUUAUCAUUUUAUCUCAAUUUUACGUGUUACUGAAUUUUAUAUAAAAUCUAUAAAUCCUU